This is a messenger RNA of Sporothrix brasiliensis 5110, 2625 nucleotides long. Its product is annotated as DNA ligase 1. Gene Ontology annotation, biological process: DNA repair; DNA biosynthetic process; DNA recombination. The record is from RefSeq and is a predicted model, not a curated record. NCBI's taxonomy places the organism in Eukaryota, Fungi, Ascomycota, Sordariomycetes, Ophiostomatales, Ophiostomataceae. Gene Ontology annotation, molecular function: DNA binding; DNA ligase (ATP) activity; ATP binding. Bases 1 to 2625 code for a protein of 874 amino acids. The transcript has 3 exons. Gene Ontology annotation, cellular component: nucleus; mitochondrion.
AUGGCUCCCAACAAGCAGGCCACUCUCGGGAAGUUCUUUGGAGCACCGGGCAACGCGCCGCAACAGCAGUCCAAGCUGUCCUUUGCGACAAAGGCGGCGACCAGCAAUGGCGACGGAAGCAGCUCGUCAAAGGAGAACGUGACGCCUGAGAAGGACAAGAAGAAGCGCCUGUCAGACGACGACGAAGCUGGGCCCAAGGACGAGUCAGACGCCGAAAGCAUCGGACAGCCAGCCGCCAAGAGGGCGCGUAAGAACCGCCGCGUUGUGGAAGAGGACGAAGAGGACGAAGAGGACGACGUCGCGCCAAUAAUCAAAAAGGAGAAGGUUGUGACGCCGAAAAAGGACAAGCAUGCCGCCAUGACCGAUGCGGCUCCGAACGCUACAAAGUCAAGAUCACCACCACCGGCUGCCAAGCCCAAGGCUACGGCCGCUGCUGUCAAGAAGGAGGCCAUGGACGACGAUGACGAGGAGAAGGCGGCAUCUUCGGUGUCUGAGGAGUCCAGUUCCGACGUUGACGAGGAGGACGAGGAGGACGUAAAACCCGAAGUCGCCGCCAAGGUGCGCAAGACGAUCCAGACUGUGCUGUCUACACCCAAAACAGAUGCCUUUCCCGACUGGAAGGCCGGCGAGCCCGUGCCCUACGAGGCGCUGUGCCGCACCUUUUCGCUCAUUGAGCUCACGACCAAGCGCCUCAUCAUCAUGGAGUACUGCUCGCUGUUCUUGCGCCAGGUGCUGCGCCUCACGCCCGGUGACAUGCUGCCCACUGUGCUGCUCAUGAUCAACAAGCUGGCGCCCGACUACUCGGGCAUCGAGCUCGGCAUCGGCGAGUCGCUCAUCAUGAAGGCCAUUGGCGAGUCCACCGGUCGUAGCUUGGCCGUCAUCAAGCAGGACCAAAAGGAGAUUGGCGACCUGGGCCUGGUCGCGGUCAAGUCGCGGUCGACGCAGCCGACCAUGUUCAAGCCCAAACCGCUGACCAUCCAGGGCGUGCACAAGGGCCUGAUGGGCAUUGCCACGGUUUCCGGCAACGGUGCCCAGCAGCGCAAGGUGGACGGCAUCAAGAAGCUGCUCUCGGCCGCCGAUGCACGGAGCCAGGGCCGCGUCGACAUCACCAAGGACAAGGGCGGGCCGAGCGAGGCCAAGUACCUGGUGCGCUUCCUCGAGGGCAAGCUGCGCCUGGGCCUGGCGGAGCGCACGGUGCUGGUGUCCCUAGCCCAGGCCGUCAUCCACCACGAGGCGCAGGUCGCGGGCAAGACGGCGUCGCCGUCGGACGUCGAAAAGGCGGAGGCCAUGCUGAAGUCGGUGUACAGCGAGCUGCCGAGCUACGAUAUUAUUGUACCGGCGAUGCUGGAGCACGGAAUCAUGCACCUCAAGGAGAACUGCAAGCUGCGGCCCGGCAUCCCGCUCAAGCCCAUGCUGGCAAAGCCGACCAAGGCCAUUACGGAGGUGCUCGACCGCUUCGAGGACCAGACAUUUACGUGCGAGUACAAGUACGACGGCGAGCGCGCGCAGAUCCACUACGUGGCCAAGGAGGGCUCUUCGUCGUCCGCGGCGGCGUUGCCCACGACGGCCACGACGACGGCCAACGCGGCGCAAGGCCUGACGGCCAUCUUCUCGCGCAAUUCGGAGGACCUGUCGAAAAAGUACCCGGACAUUCUGGCCAAGCUGCACACGUGGGUCAAACCCGAGACCAAGAGCUUUGUGCUGGACUGCGAGACGGUCGCGUGGGACGUGGAGGAGCGCAAGGUGCUGCCGUUCCAGCAGCUGAUGACGCGCAAGCGCAAGGACGUCAAGAUCGAGGACGUCAAGGUCAAGGUGUGCGUGUUUGCGUUUGACCUGCUGUACCUCAACGGGGCGGCCAUUGUGGAGCAGCCGCUGCGGGCGCGCCGGGCGCAGCUGGUGGAGGCGUUUUUCCCCGUCGAGGGCGAAUUUGCGUUUGCGACGCACAUGGACGGCCAGGAGCUGGAUGCGAUCCAGACGUUCCUGGACGAGAGCAUGAAGGCGUCGUGCGAGGGCCUGAUGGUCAAGAUGCUGGACGGCGCCGAGAGCGGGUACGAGCCCAGCAAGCGGUCGCGCAACUGGCUCAAGAUCAAAAAGGACUACCUGUCGGGCGUCGGCGACUCCCUGGACCUCGUGGUGCUGGGCGCGUACUACGGCAAAGGCAAGCGCACGUCGGUGUACGGCGCCUUUUUGCUGGCAUGCCACAACCCCAGCAACGACACAUACGAGACGGUGUGCAACAUUGGCACGGGCUUCAGCGAGGCGGUGCUCGAAGAGCUGCACACGCAGCUGAGCGCGAUUGUGAUUGACCGGCCGAAGCCGUUCUACGCGCACAGCACGGGCGGGCAGCACCAGCCGGACGUGUGGUUCGAGCCGCGGUACGUGUGGGAGGUGAAGACGGCGGACCUGACGCUGAGCCCGCGGUACAAGGCGGGCAGCCACGAGGGCGUGGACAGCUCGGGCGAGCGGCGCGGCAUCAGCUUGCGGUUCCCACGCUUCAUCCGGAUCCGCGACGACAAGAAGCCGUCGGAGGCGACGUCGUCGCGGCAAGUCGCGGAAAUGUACCGCAAGCAAGAGAGCGUGGCCAAGAGCAAGGGCCCGGCGGUCGACGACGACUUUGAAUACUAG